AUGCCGUCCUCAUCACUCUUUCUGAGGUCGAGCGCUACCCUCGUUUCUGUUUUGUCUCUGCUUUCCUCAUCUACUGCUGCUCCUCUAGAAUCAAGAACCGACAAGGUCUACAACCUCGACACUGAUUUCUUCUCUGGUAAUUUCUUUGACAAUUUCAACUUCUUCGCCGAUGCAGAUCCUACUCACGGCUUCGUCACCUAUGUCGACCGAAACACAGCUUCAACCUACGGCUCGAAAAACAAUGGAGUCAAUCUUAUUGAUGGUGGCAGUGGUGGUGCUGCAUACAUGAACGUGGACACGACCAACACAUUCGAUAACACCAAGGGCUACUGGCUCGUCAAUGGAGUUGGUAGAACCAGCGUACGAAUCGAGAGCUCAAAGUCGUGGACACAUGGACUUAUCAUCGCUGAUAUUACACAUAUGCCGUUUGCUUGUGGAGCUUGGCCUGCAUUCUGGACUCUAGGAAGUAAUACUUGGCCUGGAAACGGAGAGAUGGACAUUAUCGAAGGCUGGAACGACCAGGUGACCAACUUUGUUGCUGGCCACACCAACAACACCUGCAACGUUCCUCAAAGCUCCGCCUUCUCAGGCACCUCCUCUCCUACAGCCUGCAACUACCAAGAUGGCUUCCCCAACUAUGUUGGAUGCAAGAUUACCGACAGCGACCAGAAGAGUUUCGGCAAAGGUUUCAAUGACAACCGUGGUGGUGUAUAUGCCAUGGAGUGGACCAGCGAUGCUAUUUCCGUUUACUUCUUUCCCCGAGGCAGCAUCCCGAGCAACGUCUAUGCUAGCCACCCAGAUCCAAGUAGCUGGGGUGUCAAGCCUGUUGCUAAGAUCGGUGGAAGUGAUUGCAACGUUGACCUUAACUUCAAGGAGCAUCGCCUUGUCUUUGACACCACUUUCUGCGGCGACGCUGCCGGACCAAACUUCGGAACCUGUGCUGCUUCCAAUGGUCUCACCAUCGGUAAUGGCGGAUUCUCUGAUGCUAACAGUGCCUGCGCUUCCUACGUUGCAAAGAACCCAUCUGCUUUCCAGAACGCUUUCUGGGAGAUUAAUGCUUUGAAGGUCUUCAAGCUGGGAUCUCCUCAGACAACUACCACAACCACGACUACUACCACAACUACCAGCACUACAUCGUCUUCGACUAGCUCGACUACGACUACAACUACGAGUGGUGGAAAUGGUAACGUUACAACCAGUACGUCAACCUCGUCCACAACCACGACUACAACUUCGUCGCACUUCUUCCACAACGGUACCACCACUACCACCACCACUGCAUCUGUUCCAGUCACCACCACCACCACCACCACCAGCAGUUUCCCUGUGACUACGUCAACCACGAGCAGCACAAGUACGACCUCGACAAGCACCAGCAGCCGGGGAGGAAACGGAACCACUACCUCUACUAAUGGAGGUUGGGGCGACUGGUCAUCGUCCACUACAAGCUCAUCUACCACUAGCACUUCGGCUGAUCCAGCCUGGGGCAACUGGGGAUCAAGCACCACGAGCUCUCGCUCUAGCUCUACACCAAUCACCAGCACAAGGAAGACCACAAGCUCAUGCUCCACACCACCUGUAACAUCAACAACCAGCUGCACUACAUACCACCUUGAGAUUCCAGGCUACCCGAUCACAUCUGCAUGCUCAACUGUUACCGUUACUCCAACACCUAUUUGCAAUGCUAACAACAACUCUCCGACCUGGACUGCCUGGGACCCUAGCGAUUCAACUAGCUGCACUACAACUGUUACAUCCACCUACACUCCAACUUCUACCUAUGGAGUUGACGAUCAGUGGACUGCAUGGCCCACUACGACGCGCAAGAGCAACGGCAACAGCGGUGACAAUGGUGGCAACGAUAAGACAACCACAAUCACCACCAUAACAAGCUCUUCCUGCAUCACCCCCGCCCCCAGCACCAGCACCAGCUGCACAACAUACCACGUCGAAAUCCCAGGAUACCCAAUCACCUCGUCCUGCUCAGCUCUCCUCGUCUCGGGAACGCCAGUCUGCUCAAGGACCAUCUUGACCUCUACCGUCGUCAUCACCAGCACAAUCUCCAGCUCCUCCAAGACCACCAAGACACCAGACGCCUCCACAAUCAAGACGCCCGACGCAUCCGUAUCAAGUGUCAGCUGGACCGCCUGGGACCCUUCGUCGCCUGCCGCCUCUUCUUCUCCCAGUAAGACACCCGCCGCUGUCAGCAGUACUCCUGCUGCUGCUAGCAGCACCCCUGUAGCAGCUGUUACGGGCGCUCCUGACUGGAAUACCUGGAACAACAAUGCUACGACUAGCAAGUCGCCUAUUGCUACGUUUACGGGCGCGGCGGAGAAGAUGAGCUUGAAUAAGGUUGGUGUUGUGUUUGGUGCUUUUGUUGCGGGUGUGAUGGUCUUGUAG
Lithohypha guttulata is the source of this 2400-nucleotide messenger RNA. RefSeq lists its product as uncharacterized. Gene Ontology annotation, molecular function: hydrolase activity, hydrolyzing O-glycosyl compounds. The record is from RefSeq and is a predicted model, not a curated record. The transcript has 4 exons. Lineage: Eukaryota; Fungi; Ascomycota; Eurotiomycetes; Chaetothyriales; Trichomeriaceae. Gene Ontology annotation, biological process: glucan catabolic process. Bases 1 to 2400 code for a protein of 799 amino acids.